Messenger RNA from Umbelopsis ramanniana AG, 1462 nucleotides. RefSeq lists its product as uncharacterized. The record is from RefSeq and is a predicted model, not a curated record. Gene Ontology annotation, molecular function: protein binding. NCBI's taxonomy places the organism in Eukaryota, Fungi, Mucoromycota, Umbelopsidomycetes, Umbelopsidales, Umbelopsidaceae. The coding region runs from base 96 to 1193 and encodes 365 amino acids. The transcript is spliced from 2 exons.
AAUUUUUUUUGACUUUCUAUUUUCUUGCGCAUUGUCCUUCGGUUGACAGUUUUCUCCUUUUUCUUUGUUCUUCAGCUUUAACCUGGUGGCGUUCCAUGACCUUUUGGUUCAUCACUUUAUUGCUCAUCCCAGAUUUGGUAUGGGGUUGGUGCCUACCAUUGGCUGGUUCGACUGCCUGUCCAGCAUUCGCUCAAUACUACGCUGGUAUGUCUAAACCUGCUUUUGACUGGUUGCAACCAGUGUGGAACAUCACGGCUUUCGAUGAUGCGGUUCACAAUUAUGUGCAGACAACAUUUUGGGAUCAAUUUAAUUGUACUACAAAACCAUAUUAUGCUCGCUACACGAUGUCUGUCAUCUGCCAGCUGAUAGUCAAUGAGAAUGACGAUUCUGAAAAAUGCAACGCUAUGUACCAAGUGUCACCUCCCUCAUUAUGUCAAAAUACAUGCAAUCAGCAAGUACAAGCCGUCAAAACGUUGGUUCAAUCACAAUGUCAAUCCACCAUGCCAUCAACCACGCUUUCAAAUUAUAUUGAUACCUAUUCGCAACAGUGCCUAGUUGACCCUGCCUUGAAUGCUACUGCCAGCUGUAUGCUGGGCAUGGUGAAUGAACCGGAUUACUGUGGGUUUCCUUCGCAAGGGGAUGGCUGCACAUACUGCCAGUCUAGCGCAGCCAAUGGCGACCUAUGUUGUUCCAAGAUAGCAUGCGAUGGAGGAGACCACGGGUUGUCUAAAGGAGCCAUUGCCGGCAUAGUCAUUGCUAUCGUGUUGUGCUUGCUACUCCUUGUUGCCGCAGUUUUCUAUUAUCGACGGUCAAAGUCAGUGCAGCAAACUCAUUACCAAUCCGCCGAUGACAGAACUGAAACCGCAUGCGUCGGAGAAAAACUUAGUACGGCACCGUCGUUUCUGAGUAGGACUGACUAUCAAACACAUGAUACUAUCACGCCAGCAGCUUUACGAGACACUGACUCAGUCGGCCUGAUCAGCAAAUUGGAGAAUGAGUUUCAUACUGUCAUUCACCAGUAUUAUCCGUCACAGCCGGAUGAAUUAAGUCUGAAGAAAAACGAUAUCAUUGUUUCGACCGUGGCAUUUGAUGAUGGAUGGGGAGUUGGAGUCAACAUCACCACCGGACAGAAAGGCGCUUUCCCACUAAUCUGCGUUACGCCGGCAUCUCGCGAAGUGCUCGAUUGGUAUUGAAUGAGGUCGAGCAAAACGUGGACGAAUCGGCUAGUGUUCAACUCUGUGAUAUCAUACGGUAUCAAAUGCGCCACUCUCCACCUCCACCAUUACGUCGUCUUGGCACCAAAAUACCACACCGUUCACAAAGCAUCCACAGUCAAUCAUAUCUGCAUAAACAGACCUCUCAAUCAUUGCACACAACAAUAUAAUCAACUAUCUAAUUGGACUCAACCACUGUACUAUUUAUCACUCCGUUUUUGCUUUUACAACUUAAUAAUACAACCAUU